AUGAAGCAGGCGUUGGUUGAAGGGGCUGAUCGGCUGAACGGGCCUCAUAUGUUCGAGCAGGGGUCUGGGCAGUUAAAUCUCCUGCGAUCCCACGCCAUUCUAGCAAGCUACACCCCACGGGCAUCUGUCCACCCAGCUUCUCUCGACCUCACAGACUGCCCCUACUCCUGGCCGUGGUGCUGCCAGCCCCUCUUUGCCUCCUCCCUCCCUCUCAUCAUCAACGCCACUGUCUUGAACGGCAUGGGGGUCACCGGCUGGCUCGCUGCCCCGCCUGUGUGGGUUCCCACGGAGGUCAACCUCACCAGCACUGCCACAGACGGCGGUUCUGCUGCAGAUGGUGGCUCUGUGAACAUGUCCACAGCGAACUCUUCCUCUGCUUCGUCUUCCUCUGCCUCUCCGCCUCCCCAUCGGGUGCUACAUGUGCGCUUCUCCUACCCGGCGGUGCUGUGGCCGUGGUCCGGCAAUCUGGGGAUCUACCUGCGGGUGCACCCCGCUGCAAGGCACCUCAACGCAUGGGAAUAUACCUGGCUGAGAGUGCAUCCCGGUGCAAGACACCUCAACGCAUGGGAAUAUACCUGGCUGAGAGUGCAUCCCGGUGCAAGACACCUCAACGCAUGGGAAUAUACCUGGCUGAGAGUGCAUCCCGGUGCAAGACACCUCAACGCAUGGGAAUAUACCUGGCUGAGAGUGCAUCCAGGUGCAAGACACCUCAACGCAUGGGAAUAUACCUGGCUGAGAGUGCAUCCCGGUGCAAGACACCUCAACGCAUGGGAAUAUACCUGGCUGAGAGUGCAUCCCGGUGCAAGACACCUCAACGCAUGGGAAUAUACCUGGCUGAGAGUGCAUCCCGGUGCAAGACACCUCAACGCAUGGGAAUAUACCUGGCUGAGAGUGCAUCCCGGUGCAAGACACCUCAACGCAUGGGAAUAUACCUGGCUGAGAGUGCAUCCCGGUGCAAGACACCUCAACGCCACCCAUCGCACCACCAACUGCUCGCUGCCCCUCCGCGUUGCCAUCAUGCCCACACCCGCCCGCCACCGCCGCGUGCUGUGGGACCAGUUUCACAACGUGCGGUACCCCCCAGGGUACAUCCCCAGGGACUCUCUGGAUGUGCGGAAUGACACGGGGACCACACUGUUUCUUCUCCUGCUCUCCGCCUCUCUGCCUCUCCUCUGCCUCUCCCCACCCCCUCUCCCGUACAGGGAUUCUCUAGACGUGCGGAACGACAUUCUGGACUGGCACGGCGACCACCCCCACACCAACUUCCACGGGCUGUUUUCCGCUCUGAGGGAGUGGGGAUUCACGCUCGAGGUGUUGAGAGACUCACUAGAUGUGAGGAAUGACAUCCUGGACUGGCACGGGGACCACCCCCACACCAACUUCCACGGGCUGUUUGCCGCUCUGAGGGAGUGGGGCUUCACGCUCGAGGUGCUGGGGUCGCCCCUGACGUGCUUCGACGUGCGGGAGUAUGGCGCACUGCUGAUGGUGGAUAUGGAAGAGGAAUACCAUGCAGACGAGAUAGCCAAGUUGCACCAUGACGUGACAGCACUCGGCCUGGGCCUGAUAGUGGUGGGAGACUGGUACCACGUGCCCACCAUGAAGCACAUGCGCUUCUUUGAUGACAACACUCGCUCCUGGUGGACGCCUGCUACCGAUGGUGCACCCCUGCAUGCACUAUCACCCCAUCCCCAUGCCACCAUGAAGCACAUGCGCUUCUUUGAUGACAACACUCGCUCCUGGUGGACGCCUGCCACUGGUGGGGCCAACGUACCAGCCCUCAACGACCUUCUCUCUCCGUUCGGAAUCGCGUUCGGUGAUGCCAUUCACUCUGGCACCUUCCCUGUUCUUGCCCGCCAUGUGACUCUUAAGUUCUAA
Closterium sp. Yama58-4 is the source of this 1875-nucleotide messenger RNA. The record is from the annotation of a GenBank genome assembly. NCBI's taxonomy places the organism in Eukaryota, Viridiplantae, Streptophyta, Zygnematophyceae, Desmidiales, Closteriaceae.